GCUCUGUGUCCUCAAAGGUUGCGCGUUUGGGGGCGAUACAUCAGCGACAACCGUGGCCUUUGGUUAAAAGCUGGGAAAUAAUUCAACUUUUCUCAAUUGAAAGAUGUAAAAUCCUUCCUUUUUUCACAGUGUCGCCCUAAAGUGCCGGCAUUUCUAGCUGAAAUUGGACGUAGAGGGUGCACCUUUGCGCAGAGACUGGUUUAAUGCUGAGAGGCUCCUCUGGGUGCACAAAGACAGCGGCUCGCAGACGAACUUGUUCAGAGUGAACCGGGGACGCUGGGAGGCGAAAUAAACAAUCUCCGGACUCGAAGUAGCCACGACCGCGUAGUUUUACCUCUUCAAACACACGAUUCCACCACCCAUCCAACGUUUACAAGGUUGCAGGAGCGUGCCGGUUGGGAACGUGUGGUGCAGCAGACCACUCUUGGCAACAUGGUGAAGGUCCAGAGGUCCACCAGGAGGAAGAGCGCUCACUGUCACCGCAGACUGGAGAGUGCUGUUCAGACAGAGAUGGAGGAAGGCCAUCUCCAGUCAGACACCCAGCAUCCAGCACAGGAGGAGCCCCGAGGAGGAGACCAGUCCUCGGAUCAAGCCCAGCUCCAGACCUCUGCUUCAGCUGAGGUGCCCUCAGAGAACUUGGACCAGAAGGAGACUCCAGCGGAAGUCCAGGAAAAGGGCGACAGCGCGGCCCAGCUCCAGGCCAAGCCUCUGUGGAAGCCCAUCCCCCCUCUGCUGCCUGAGUUGCACAGGAGCGGUACCAGUAAGACCAGGGACCAGAUCUGCCAGACUGAGGACCGGCUUCAGCAGACCAGCGCUGGCAGCCACGGUCAUAACACAGGUCUCUGUGUGGAGCCCGGAGAUCCUCCUCUGCUCCAGCAGCCUCUACAGACCUCCAAAUCUGGGAUUCAGCAGAUAAUUGAAUGCUUCCGCUCAGGCACCAGCCAGCUGAAACACAUGCUGCUGAAGGAGGUGGACACCAUCUUUGAGUGUAAACUGUGUCGCAGUCUGUUCAGAGGCCUGCCCAACCUCAUCACACAUAAAGAGUACUACUGCCUAUCACGGCUCCCUGAACCCGACGGUUCAUCGGGUGAUGACAGACAGAGUGUAGCCAUGAAGGAUUUAUUGGACGCUAUAUAUCCCAGAAUCCCAGACACCGUGGUCCACCUGGAGCCCAUUCAGACCACAAACAAGGCCGUGUUCCAGUACCUCACCACAGAGGAGGAGCUGGCUAGAUUUCCGUUGCAAACACCGAGUGCCAGGGAGAGUCCGGUAGCCUGGGAGGGAGAAUCAGUGGAGGGUGGAGACAACAACCAGCCGAGCCAGCCAGGAGGGCCAGAGAGCCACAGCAGCCCGGGAAACAAUCAGGGACAGAAGAGAUGGGAGGCUGAGGAGGAGGCUAAAGAGGAGCAGCCACAGCCUGAGGACGAGGGGUCCACUAGUGGGGUUGACGAUGUGACAAUCUCCUGUUGUCUCUGCGGUCAGGACUUUAACUCACGGCGCAGCAUCAGACGUCACUGCCGCAAAAUGCACCAGACCAAACUUGAAGAGCUCCGAAAGUUCACAGAGACACGCACAGUUCCCACAAGCCUGCUCUCUAUGGUGAAAGGUCGGCCGAGGACUCUCAGCACACCGACCGGAAAAUCCUGCCCGGUGUGUUUUAAAAGCUUCGCUACCAAAGCCAAUGUACGUCGUCAUUUUGACGAGGUGCAUCGCGGUCUACGGAGGGACACCAUCACACCCAACAUUGCCUCGCGGCCCGGCCAGCCCUUCUCUCUGGAGGUCACCCCCCCCAGGAAGAGCAACACUUCCUCUCCAACGCGGGGCAGCAACUCCAAGCCCACCCCUGUGAACUCUAAAACAACGCCUCCGAACCAAAACCAGUCCAAACCUCAGAGUCCGCCCCCUGCCUCUCCACAGGUGGCCCCGGCCUCAUGUCGCUGCACGAUCUGCAAGAGGAACUACAGCUCUCAGCUCAUGUUGAAGAGGCACAUGCGUAUCGUCCACAAAAUAUACAGCAUCAAAAGUAACAGAUCUGUGACUACGCCAGCCUCCACUCCUCCGCCAGCUUCCUCUCCUCCGCCAGCCUCCUCUCCUCCGCCAGCCCCCUCUCCUCCGAAAGCCACUCCUCCCAGUAGCAGCGCUAACUUAGGCCCAAGCAACAAUAUCCGAGUGAAAGAGGAGGCAGUAGAACCUUCAGAUGAAGACGAGGACGGGGAGAACAUCGACAGCAGUCCGGCCCCGUCUCCCAGUGAGAGCACUGCGACGGCUAAAUGUAUUUCUGUGGGAAGCAGCGCCAUGAAGGUGAAGGAAGAGGAGCCCCCGUCGAGCCCAAAGACGACGCCCUCCUUAUCUUCAUCAUCCUCGCGUGGUGGCAACACGUGCAGCGGGAGCGGGCUCGCCAAAACCACCAAACUGGCGGUGGGUUUUGACUUCAAGCAGCUCUUCUGCAAACUGUGCAAGCGGCAGUUCAGCUCCCGUCAGAACUUAACAAAGCACAUUGAGCUGCACACGGAUGGCAACGACAUCUUCAUCAAGUUCUACCGCUGCCCUCUCUGUCGCUACGAGUCGCGUCGCAAACGCGACGUCCUGCGUCACGUGACGGUGGUCCACAAGAAGUCAUCCGCAUACCUCGGAAAGAUCAUGCCCAAACUGGAGAGCCGGGCCGUGAAGAGGUUAGCCGAGGUCGUCCUCAACACCACGCCUCCCAGCAAGAAGACGAGUGGCAGCAUCAAAGAGGAAGUGAACGGACGUGCCGCUUCUUCGUCCUCCUCCUCCUCUCCUUCACCGCCUGUCACUCGCAAGCAAGAGGGCUCCACAGCUGCCCCAACCACUUCAUCAGCUUCCUCCACCUCCGCCUCCUCUUCCUCUUCCUCGGUCCAUCCUCCUGCUCCUGUCACUCGGAAACAGCAGGACCUCUCGUCGCCAGCGUUAGCCCCGUCCCCUCCUGUCACCCGCAAGCAGGAGAGACAGCAGACCCACCAGCCUCGUCCCAUCAGCCCCCCACUGACCCGCCGCAGUGAGAAACACACACACCAUCGCAACUCCUCCUCCUCCAUCUCGCCCAGCAACCAAGCGCCACACACCCGACGGCACGACCCCCCCUCAGAGAGCAGCGGCACAGGGUCGUCGUCCUCCACUGAAGUCCGAGUGACCAAGAACUUCUCCCUCCACGCCUGCGACCAGUGUGGACGGGCCUUUGCCAAGAAGCUGUACCUGGAGUCUCAUAAGCGAAGUCAUCGUAACGCAGCGACGGCGGCAGCCAGCAGGAGGAAAGGAGUCAGCACCCGCUCCAAAUCCCUGGUCUGGUGAAACACACACACUCGGUCUGCUUCUUCUUCUUCUUCUCUCUCUCUGCUCUCACAGUCAGCUGGGGAUAAGGGACCAGCAAGCCUCUAACAAUGAAGACGCAAAUCAAAACUUUGAAUUUGGAAAAUAAUGGACGAAUGGAACGAGCACAGAGCCGAGAUGAAAGAAACCAACAAAAGGAGUACGAUACAGGAGUGAAGUAAAAAAGGAUUUCCACCCUUUGCUUAUCAAGAGCCAAAUAUAUUCUUGGUAUCUGACCAUUUUUUGUAUAGUUUCAUUAUGAAGCCAGCCAGCUUGCUGGACGGUGGCGCUGCUAUCCACAAAGAGACUGUUGAAGAUUCACUGCUACUGUAUACAGUCUAUUUACUACAACGGCAUGUUUAUAGAUCCAAAGGCAGAUGGCUGAUUUGUACUGCCUUGCUCUCGGUAGCAAAGAGAUGAAGGUAGAGUGUGUGUGUAUGUGUGAGAGACUGUGUGUGUGUGUGUGUGUGUGUGUGUUUGUAUGAGUAUGAGACUGUGGGGGGGGGGGGGGGAUCGGGGAAUCAGAACUGGAUUGUGACCUCCAUAGAAAAUAGACUGGAAAUUUAAUUGGAGAAUAUUUUUGGGAGAAAGCAGAAUUUGAUUGGGCCCUUGCAUUCCCAAACAGAUACACAAAACAUAUGUGGCUCCUUGGCUCCUAACUGUGUAUCACUUUUCUGUAUAUUCACAACUUAUGUCAUGUUUUAGGGUGUGAGGGAUGUAUUCAAGACCACUUGCUCAACAUUACGACUGACCAACAGAUAAUACAUCCCUCCUCAGUUCCCUGUCUGCUCUGCUAUCUCACAGAGAAACUGUUACCAAAGGGUUUCUACGUUCAGUCUUCAGAAGGCCAGCUGCUCGCUCUACAGUUAAAGAAAAGGACCUUUAUCUUCUCUUGUAAAUGUCACUAGAGAAGCAAACCGAUCAAAAGUCCAGUUGUGAUAUUCUUAAUUUGUUGUAUCUGCUCUGUAGGGACCAACGGCAACAGGAGUGAAUUGUUCAUUAUUUACAGAUUAUAGUUGAGGCAAGUGAAACCCCAAAGUAUAUAUUUGUUUGUUUUCUUUAAAAAAAAUGCGUGUGUGUUUUGCCUUUUUUGUUUGUUUGACUGCGUGUGGAAAACUUGACUGUGCCCUGUUUUAUCUCCACAUAUUAGCCGACUUAUUACUCCCAGUAAUCGUGUGGUUAUGAGAGCAGGGCUCCAUUAAGACAUCCGUCUGUGAACUGAGGCAGAUAAGUUGUGAAAUGAGACACCAGACUCACACACAGUGUGAAGGUAUGAAACAAAACAAGGCAGACAGUUUUACAAAUGCCUAAUAGAUGAAAUCACAUUAACUUUCUUCCAAAUAUGGAGUAUUUUAUUAUAUAACCGCUCAGUUUAAGGUGUACAACCACGGGCAAAACAUUCAAACUAUCAACGUGACGCCAUUAUUACCCCCCACAUACAUCGCAAAUCACUGGCGUUAAUGUGUGAAAAUCUUAUUUACAGUGAGCGCAGAAGAUGCGAUUGCACAUAAUUAUUAAAGAGCGUUGAAGACAGGUUGCUGCUGGUGUUACAAUAACAGCUACACCGCGUCAGACUUUGGAAAACCAUCAACUGGAAGUAUUUGUUUUCUGUGUUGAAUGAAAUAUCGACCGGCGUCAUCGUGCUCGCCACGACGCAGAAAGCCGACCCGAGAUGAUUUGUCGGCGCAUCUCAGCUGUGCCGAAGCAGCAGGUGUGACGGGUCUGAGUCGGCACCAGAUGUUUGGGAACCACCGUCUGUGGUGCUCACCCUCCUUAUUUAUAAAUGGCCAACACGCAGGGAGAAAGCCGCGUGCCCCGGAAGACUAAACUGGUCUGUAAUCAAAACGUAAAAAGUUUACAUUAAACUUUUUGUUCCAUAAACAACAUUGUACUCAAACUUAAGGGGGCUGCAUUGUGUAAUGACAGCAACGGGUACCCCGAGGUAGUCUUUGAAACACUGGCACAGAGAAAAGUGAUUAAGGAAGACCAAAUGUUGAUAUGUCUUAAUGUUCAAUAAGAAAGCCAUGAAAUGGAACAAAACCAGAAAAAAAGACCAACCUUUAUUUUUUAUAAGUGAAAAAGCAACUGCGACCAGGUCUUGAGAACAUGUAUAUAUGGAUUCAUCCUACACGGAUGGUAUAAAUAAUAGUUAUAAUAGUCACAAUAGUUAUUGGUCGACCAUAUGCUUCUAACGACUAGUUAAUACUCUGUUUAAUACUGAGGCAGUUUUGCGUUGUUCCACCAUUAGUUGUCUUUGUUUGUAUCUCAUUCCUUUUUCAAGGAGGAUUUUGUUGUGCUAAGGAGAGAAUUAAAACCGUAGGAGACUUUCUUUUGUUUUUAAAGCUUGUCAUUUAUUUCCUCAUCAGCUGUAAUAUGUUAUUAAGCUCACCUUCUAGAGAACUUGAGAGAAGAGUUAGACAAGCCUUUCAGAUGUGACAAGAAUGUUAAAACCAACCACUUAAUGAAUAAAUACGUACUGCUUCGAAUCUCA
Cyclopterus lumpus (lumpfish) is the source of this 5818-nucleotide messenger RNA. It is a transcript of the gene znf800b, whose product is annotated as zinc finger protein 800b. Bases 433 to 3309 code for a protein of 958 amino acids. NCBI's taxonomy places the organism in Eukaryota, Metazoa, Chordata, Actinopteri, Perciformes, Cyclopteridae. The transcript has 12 exons. The record is from RefSeq and is a predicted model, not a curated record.